Messenger RNA from Aspergillus mulundensis, 1800 nucleotides. Its product is annotated as STE20 family serine/threonine-protein kinase. NCBI's taxonomy places the organism in Eukaryota, Fungi, Ascomycota, Eurotiomycetes, Eurotiales, Aspergillaceae. Gene Ontology annotation, molecular function: protein kinase activity; ATP binding. Gene Ontology annotation, biological process: protein phosphorylation. The coding region runs from base 1 to 1800 and encodes 599 amino acids. The transcript is spliced from 6 exons. The record is from RefSeq and is a predicted model, not a curated record.
AUGUCGCGAACUAUGGCCGACGAUAUGGCGAGCCAGUACCAGAUGAUGGAGGAGCUCGGGAGUGGAAGUUUUGGGACGGUGUACAAGGCAAUUGACAAGUCUACUGGGGAGAUUGUUGCGAUCAAGCAUAUCGAUCUCGAGUCGAGCGAAGAUGAUAUCCAAGAAAUUCAGCAGGAGAUCUCCGUCCUGGCGACGUGCGCGAGCCCUUACGUUACCCAGUACCACGCGAGCUUUCUCCGAGGACACAAACUGUGGAUUGUGAUGGAGUAUUUGGGCGGCGGAUCAUGCCUUGACUUGCUCAAACCGGGUGUUUUCAACGAGGCGCACGUUGCUAUUGUCUGCCAACAGCUGUUGCAGGGCCUGGACUACUUGCACAGCGAAGGAAAGAUUCAUCGCGACGUGAAAGCGGCCAACGUCCUUCUUUCUCACACCGGCAAGGUGAAGCUAGGAGACUUUGGAGUCGCGGCACAGCUGACCAACAUCAAAUCGCAACGCAAUACGUUCGUCGGCACCCCUUUCUGGAUGGCCCCGGAGGUAAUCCAGCAAUCCGGAUAUGACUACAAGGCGGACAUUUGGUCUUUAGGUAUCACGGCCAUGGAAAUGAUAAAUGGAGAGCCGCCGCAUGCCAACAUCCAUCCGAUGAAGGUGCUCUUCUUGAUUCCCAAAGAGCCCGCUCCUCGACUACAGGGUGACGGCUACAGUAGCGCUUUCAAAGACUUUAUCGCUCAGUGCUUGACCAAGGACCCGGACCGCCGACCUAGCGCAAAGGAACUUUUGCGACAUAAGUUCAUCCGCAAUGCUGGCAAAACGGAGGCGUUGCAGGAACUCAUCCACCGCAAGCAGGACUGGGACGGUGGGCGUGGUGUGUCGCGCAAUGUGAAGUACUAUGCGGAGUCUUUGAAUACGAUUACCCACCUGAAGGAUGAUGAUGGUUGGGUCUUUGAUACAGUUAAAGCCCCCACCAUGGUCAUUCGAGAGGACUCUGAUGUCUCAGACUGUGGAUCUAUCAUUCACGACCCUCUCUAUGAUGAGUCCGCAGAGAUGAUGGAAAACCUGCGCAUCUCUAGCCCAUCAGCCCAGCAAAGAUAUGCCAACGGUACCGCUGUACGCCGCGCUCCACCGCCCGCUGACCGCAGUCCUUCCGUACGACGUCCGAAGCGACGAUCGAGUGGGGUUAAGCAGCCGUUGGGAGUGGAUUUGACAUUUGGCAACAGUCCUUCCACGGUCCGCCAGUUCCGCCGUGUAUCUGACAAGUCGCCGACCGAAGACUCAUUCUCCUCGUACCAACUCAAUGGAGACGAGAACGCGAGCCCUAAGUCUCUAUCCACUGGAACUAACAAUAAGGAAGCUCAACUGGGCCGCCGGGCGUACAGCAAGGCGGUAGGCCACGCUUGCCAGGAGGUUCUGGGGACUACCGGGGACCAGGAGAAGCGAGAAGCGAUUUCCCGUCUUGCAGAGGCCUGGAGUGACCUGGAAAUGGUUGAUCCCGAAGGUCUAUACCACAUCCUUAGAGCCACUAAUGAGAAACUCCUAAGCGAUCCCAAGCUGUCAAGUCUCGUCCCACAGGGUCCACCACCCGAAUCCCCACAAAGGCCUCGUCUGGUUCUUGCACAGAAUAAUCCACACCUGAAAAGCCACAAACGCCGGCAAUCUGCAGUUGUGGCCGAACCAAUCCCCCAGCCACAGCUUGCGAGCUCGCCCACCCAGUCGGUUCCAGGCAUGGAGCAUAUCAAACAGCUAUCAGAUGUCCUCUAUGGUCGAUGGUCCGAAGGUCUUCGCAACCGAUGGCCUGGAGUUUGA